AAUCGCGAAUAAGAUAAUGAUUCAGCUGACGUAUGUGAAGGCAUUGUUAAGCUUAACGAAAGCCAACAAUCACAAUUAGAAAAACUCCUUGAAAAUAAAAUUAAAAUCGAUUCGGGAAAAGAACAUAGGGCAACUCAUCCCACGAAACACAAAAUUGAUGUUCAAGGCUACGAUCCCAUAAAAAAGCGAUACUACUACGUGAGGCCUAAAAUCAAAGAAAUAAUUUAUCAAACAGUAGAUAAAUUAUUGGAUCAAGAUAUAAUAGAACCCUCUUGUUCCGAUUGGUUGAACCCUAUAGUCAUGUUUAAAAAACCGGGUAAGGAUUAUAGAUUUUGCCUAGAUUUUAGGAAAGUAAAUAACAUCACAAAAAAAGACUUAUACCCAAUUCCACUCAUGACAGAAAUAUUGGACACUUUAAGAUCAGCAAAAUUCAUUUCAAAAAUUGAUUUAAAAUUAGCGUAUUUACAAAUUCCAUUAGAAGAAAGCUCAAAUCCUAUAACAGCAUUCACAGUACCUGGAAAGGGCAUGUACCAAUUUAAAAGGAUGCCAUUUGGUUAAACAAAUGCUCCAGCUACUUCCAGAGACUGAUGGAUAAAAUCAUAACCCCAGAUUUAAACCCAAACGUUUUUUGUUAUUUAGACGACAUUGUUAUAGUAACUCAAAAUUUCGAUGACCAUUUAAAAUACUUGAACAUUGUACUAGAUAAAAUAAAUGAUGCAAAUUUAACGAUCAGUGUGGACAAAUGUGAAUUCGGCUGCUCAGAAAUCAAAUAUUGGGCACUGGAACUUCUCGAAUAUGACUACGAAGUCAUUUACCGAAAAGGGAGUUCAAAUCUCGUCCCUGAUCCUCUUUCGAGAUCAGGAGAACCAGUAAAAAAUAUAGCGUUUGUAUUAGUAUAUAGCAUAGAAAAACCAAAAGCAGGCAUUAUCGACAAAACAAAAAUAAGACAGGUUGCAAAAAGACCGGAAGAACACGAAAUAUGGUAAAUCGGAGAUUCGCAAAUCUAUUUUUACAGAACAGGCUCACUGAAGUCUAAUCUUUUAUCAGGCUUUAACCCAUGGAAACUCGUCGUACCUAAAAAAUUACGAACACAGGGUUUGAAAGAAAAUCACGAUAACAUACAAGCAGGGCACUUGGCUCCGAAAAAAACGCACGCGAGAAUUUCCGAGUACUACUUCUGGCCAGGGAUGUAUUCCGAAAUAAUCAAGUACGUGAAAAAUUGCGAAAUAUGUCAAAUAACCAAACCGAGUAACCAACCAAAAUUAGAGCUAAUGGGGAACCCUUUACCGAUUACAAAAAAGAGAAAAAACCAGUAUAUCUUAGUAUUUGUAGAUUUAUUCACAAAAUGGGUAGAAAUUAUUUCAUUUAAAUAAGCCAAUGGAAUAACAAUAUAGUCGGAAUUUCACAAACGUGUAAUUUCGCGUUGGAGAACACCGCGGAUUCUCCACACCGACAAUGGCAUCGAAUUCAUAAAUAAAACAAUUAGAGAAUUAACCGAAAAAUUCGGAAUUAAACAUUAAAGAACCCCUAAAUACUACCCUCAAGCGAACCCAACAGAACGCUAUAACAGAACUAUUAAACAAAUAAUUAAAACCUACCUAGAUAAUGAUCACUCCACCUGGGACGAAUACAUAGACGAUUUGCAGUUCGUGAUUAAUACUAGAAAAAACUCGUUAACACAAGUCACCCCAGCAUUCUUAAACUUAGGUCGCGAAUUAGAACCACUAUAGUCCUUAAGAAAAAAUUAUGAAAACGACAACGAUAUAGAGUUCCAAAGCGUUGAUAAAUGGACUGAUAGACUAAAAAAAAAUACAAAUAAUAAAAGAAGAAGUUCAGAAAAAUUUAGACAAAGCAAACAAAAGACAAGCUAAUGGUUACAAUUUAAGAAGAAGAUAGGUAGAAUUUAAAAUAGGAGAUAUGGUUUUAAAAAGGGUAACCAAAUUAUCAAAUAAAGCGGAUAAAAAAUCAGGUAAAUUAUAUGACCAAUACGAAGGCCCCUUCAUAAUCAAAAAGAACAUUUCCCCAGCCAUGUACGAAUUAAAAACCCCAAAAGGAAGAAGCAUUAGGAAAUGGAAUAUCAAUGAUUUCAAAUUAGAAAAAACCGAAACAGAAAUUGCUUGAUGGAAAAGUAGAAACACUAAGAAACUUGGGUUAAGAUAGUUUCACUCAGAGUGGCAAGUGGCGGAGGAUCGAUGGCAUUUAGAAUAAAAACUAACUCAUAACUCCAAAUCCAAAAUCGACCCAAUUGACCCACGAUACUCUAACUUACUAGAUACUAAGAACAAAUUAGACAAUACGGACUUCCACUUUUCAGAAAAUGAAAAACUCAACACGUUGCCAACUGUGCCAAAAAGUGUUGGACGGACACAACAUCCAAGGAUCCGGAGUGCCAUAGAAAGGAAUUCGCUACUACCCCCACUGACACGUGAGGAAGCUAAUUACACCAAACAAAACCAUAGCCGAUUCACCAGAAGUACCAACAGUAACUGGCGCGGAACCUGAAGAUGAAGAGUCAGUAGGCGGAGACGUAACCCCGCCAACCAAUAAAAAUUGGAGGCUAGAGGAGUACGAAGAAGAAAAAAUUAACCACUGUUACUCUCUAUUCGAAGGCUACGAGGAAGGUUAUAUGAAAGAGAAACCCAGGACACAAAAAGAAGAAAUACAAGAAUAUGACCUAAAGGAAAAAAUGAUAAAAUUAAGUUUAAAAUUCGAAAGGGAAGCUUAUCACCACAGCCUGCAAGAAAGCAAAGAUUUUUAAGAACAAAUGAAAAAACUAAGAGAAGAAGCAGAAGAACAAAACAGACUUUUAGGAGAAAAAUUGGAACAAAAGGCGCGUGCUUCAUGGGAACUAACAUCUAAAACGAGAAAUAAGAACAUAGAAAAACAACAGGAGAAGGAUACUAGAAAAGAAGACAAAAAGGGGAUUUGGAACCUGGAAGAAGAUAGAAAAAUCCAAGCACGAAGAAUGAUAAUCAGAGCUUCCUUCCAUCAUGGCCAAAGCGAAGAAGAAAAGGAAAAGGUUGACGAGGAAUGGAAGAGGCUGCGAGAAAAAAAACGAUAGAUAUAAACAGAAAAAAACCAUCAAAAGACCAAUAAGGAAUAAAAAUUUUUUCACUUCAGGUCGUUAUCCAUAAAAUAUACACGCGUAGACAUACUCAUAUACAUAUAUUACCAAAAAUAAUUAUGACAUGUAUGCAUAUCCACAGUCGGAGUCACAUAAAACCCGUCUCCGUAUUACUUCUUCUGUAACGAUUGACAUUUAAUGGUAGGCUAUAUACUUGAAAGACGGGAAACGCCAGAAACUUCGAAUAAUAAAAACAAAACAAAAAUAAUAAAAAAUUAAAAAAGAAAAGAAAAGACCACCUUACUUACUCACAACUCCAAACAACAACACUUUUUUUUUAAAUAUGUUACAGGAACUAGGAAAACAUGGAGGAGAACUGGGACAAGAAAGUCAUCGAAAGCACCACACUCCUGCAAAAUAACUUAAAAGAACACUUUGACAAUUUUAAUUGCCAGUUUUGUAACAAACUCAUUACCAAACCGAUUUAUUUAAUUCACGACUCUUUUUGCAAUAGUAGACCCUUCAGGUACAGACAAAACUACUCGACUCUAAAAGAUGACGGAAAAAUAUACGUACAAGGGGAUUGGGAGUAUAUUAAUAGAAAAAUACAAUACCUACUUGAAAUUAACACUAGUUUAGCAAAUUUGGAAACAGGAAUAAGAGAUAAUACUUUGGAACUGGGUAUACACAUAAACACAAACCAUACAAGAAUUUGACAGAGAACUUAACCAAACUAUAGUCAUAUACCCGAACCCCCGCGGGGGAGGGGGGUGUAACAUAAGUGUUACCAUACAAUGGGACUCGAUACGGCCCUGCACGAGGGGUUUGCCGAGUCGUACCCGAGAUUAGGCGGAAUUCCCCGAGGGGUCCCGAGGUCCCGCACGAUCGCUCUUGUAUCAUUAGUCUGUGCUCGUUCGCCAAAGUGUUCUCCGGUUUUUCUUUCGUGCUAUUGCCAGUGUUUGACGCCCCAAGAGUCUCCACGCGCCUCCCGACAUGGGUCAUCACCAAGUUCGACUGAGGAUCCCUCCCUACAAUCCGACCACCGUCACGAUCAACUGAAACCUUUCCGAGGACCGAUAGCUUGCCGAUCACCCUCUGCCAUCCGAAUCGCUAGCACCCUGCCACGGUCUAUCGGCACUGCGACUAAUGAGCAGCACCACUGCCACGAUGCUCUCUCACUGACGUCUGAAAAUCAAUAACUGAGAAUCAAGUGAAAGUUUAAAAGGCAAACCAGCUAUAAACAAACCUGACAUCAAAAUGAUCUCCAAUCAUUUUUUUGGUGGUUGUUCAAAUUUUAUCGUUAAAUUCUUGAUUUGAUUUUCAUGAAUUUUUUACAUCAACUUCAUUCAACUUAAUUCAUUCAUCCACUUCUUUCUUUGAAAGAAUAUUCAGUUUUGUGGUAACUCCCAUCACUCAGUCUGUGCUCACGG
Messenger RNA from Belonocnema kinseyi, 4494 nucleotides. RefSeq lists its product as uncharacterized. Bases 3859 to 4263 code for a protein of 134 amino acids. The transcript has 2 exons. The record is from RefSeq and is a predicted model, not a curated record. Lineage: Eukaryota; Metazoa; Arthropoda; Insecta; Hymenoptera; Cynipidae.